CUCGAACAUGCGAAACGGAUCAUUUCCCUUUGAAAUUCAGACAUCUCUCUCUCUCUCUCUCUCUCUCUCUCUCUCUCCCUGUAAUCCUGCAGCUAUAUUUUUACUACGCUCUCUCUCUCUUCAACUUCGCAACUUUCUUCUCUCUCUCUCUCUCUAAAAGUCUUACUAUAAGCUCGGAGCAACUCUCUCUUGUAUAAGCUCAAAGCAAAACAUUUUAGAACAUUCCAGAACCUCUGGCUCAGAUCUUGAUGUCCAGCUUCGAAGCCUGAAGCGAUCCGUAGAAAAUGAAGCUUCUGUUUUCUUGAUUCAUGUAGAAAUCAGUGCUCAAAGAGUUGAAACCAAUGUGCUUAUGAAGCAUCUUGGAGUAAAUCAGCCUUAUUCAAUUUCCCUAUGGGCUCUUCUGUUUAUGUUGAGUAAUAGAUACUAUUGAAACAAUGUGGUUCAAUCUUUUUACUGAUGUAAUAUAGUCCAAGAAACCAAUGGAGGAAAGCAGCAACAGAGGGGAUUUUAGACAGUCAUCAUUUAAAUCAAGUGGCAGUUCUAAGUCCACAUUGUCAGGAAAGUCGACUCCUCGUGCUUCUUCAUUUCGCAGAUUGAACACGAGCCGAACUCCGCGAAGAGAAGGUAGAAGUGGUGGAGGUGGUAUACAAUGGUUUCGAAGUAAUCGGUUGGUGUAUUGGUUGCUAUUGAUUACUCUUUGGGCGUAUCUUGGGUUUUAUGUUCAGUCCAGGUGGGCUCAUGGUGAUAACAAGAAGGAAUUUAUGGGUUUUGGAAGUAAGCCAAGUAAUGGGAACUCAGAUACUGAGCAGAAUCUGCGACGGGAUUUGAUUGCCGUAGACGAUAUCUUGGCAUCCAAUAAUGAGACUACUGAGAGUCAGGCUGGAGAUAGUACAGAUGUAGUUUUGGAUUCAUCAAAAAAGAGUAUAGAUGCAGUUUUGGCCAAAAAAGGGAAUGGCAUUUCAUCUAAUAGAAGUGUAAAGUCAAGAAAGAGAAGUAAAAGAGCACGUAGGUUGCGUGGUAAAGUACAUGGUAGGCAGAAGACUUCGGUGGAGGUUGAAAGCCAUGACUUAGAGGAUCAGGAACCAGAAAUUCCUAAGAAAAAUGCUUCUUAUGGGUUGCUUGUUGGUCCAUUUGGCUUGACAGAGGAUAGAAUUUUGGAAUGGAGUCCCGAGAAGCGUUCUGGUACCUGUGACAGGAAGGGAGACUUUGCACGCCUUGUUUGGUCUAGGAGAUUUGUGUUGGUAUUCCAUGAAUUAUCAAUGACUGGGGCUCCAAUUUCAAUGAUGGAAUUGGCGACAGAGCUUUUGAGUUGUGGAGCUACAGUUUCUGCUGUAGUUCUUAGCAAAAAGGGUGGGCUGAUGUCAGAGCUAGCUAAGAGAAGAAUCAAGGUGCUUGAUGACAGAGCAGACCUCAGCUUCAAAACAGCCAUGAAGGCAGAUCUUGUCAUUGCUGGAUCAGCAGUUUGCGCAUCAUGGAUUGAACAAUAUAUUGCUCGUUUUCCAGCUGCUGCCAGUCAAGUUGGUUGGUGGAUAAUGGAAAACCGGCGAGAGUACUUUGAUCGGGCAAAAGUUGUCCUUAACCGAGUGAAAAUGCUGAUAUUUCUCUCUGAAUCACAGUCUAGACAGUGGCUAAACUGGUGUGCAGAAGAAAAUAUUAAGCUAAGGUCUCAGCCUGCACUUGUUCCGCUCUCUGUUAAUGAUGAACUAGCUUUUGUAGCUGGCAUUGCUUGUUCACUUAAUACUCCGUCUUUCAGCCCUGAGAAGAUGCGAGAAAAAAGGCAGUUGUUAAGAGAUUCAAUCAGAAAGGAGAUGGGGUUGAUGGAUAAUGAUAUGCUUGUAUUGUCUCUGAGUAGUAUAAACCCUGGAAAAGGCCAGCUCUUGCUUCUUGAAUCAGCAGGCUUGGUGAUUGAGCAAAAAUCUUUGGACAAUAAUUCUAAGAUAAAAAUUCCAGUGAAUGUAGCCCAAGACCAAUCUAACUUGGCUAGAAGACAUCAUUUAAGAGCGCUGUUUCAAAAUUUGAAUAAUGUUGGCAUGUCAUCAAAUGAAUUGCCUGCUUCAAAUGAGUCCUUUAUGGGGUUGAAAUUAUCCAAGAGGAAAGCCUUGCAGUUACAUAGUCCUUCAAAUAACACAGAUGCUGUGAGCUUUUAUGUUUCUCAAGGAAUAAGGAAAAUGUUGUCUGAUAUUGGAGGAACACAGGAACAGACACUUAAAAUUCUUAUUGGUUCUGUUGGUUCUAAGAGCAAUAAGGUGCCUUAUGUAAAAGGACUUCUAAGAUUUUUAUCCCAGCAGUCAAACUUGUCAAAGUUAGUGCUCUGGACUCCAGCAACUACACGUGUAGCCUCACUUUACUCUGCGGCAGAUGUUUACGUCAUAAAUUCCCAGGGAUUAGGAGAAACAUUCGGGAGAGUGACAAUCGAAGCAAUGGCAUUUGGUCUUCCGGUGCUUGGAACAGACGCUGGGGGCACAAAAGAGAUUGUUGACCACAAUGUGACAGGUCUUCUUCAUCCUGUAGGGCGCCCAGGAAGUGAAGCCCUUGCUCAAAAUCUCGGUUUUUUGCUCAAGAACCCAUUGGCGAGGGAGCAAAUGGGGAAGGAAGGAAGAAAGAAGGUAGAGAAAAUGUACUUGAAGCGGCACAUGUACAAGAAAUUUGUAGAGGUACUCGUCAAUUGCUUGAAAACCAAAUAACAUCUGCCAACAUUCUCAUUCUUUUAUUGUUGGGAAUAUUGUAGAGUGCUGUGGGUAUCGACAUUGUAUACCCCGGCUGAAUUGUUAUGAAAAGGCUUCUGCAGUUUAAUUCCUUAAA
Messenger RNA from Alnus glutinosa, 2802 nucleotides. RefSeq lists its product as uncharacterized. Lineage: Eukaryota; Viridiplantae; Streptophyta; Magnoliopsida; Fagales; Betulaceae. Gene Ontology annotation, molecular function: glycosyltransferase activity. The record is from RefSeq and is a predicted model, not a curated record. The coding region runs from base 480 to 2684 and encodes 734 amino acids. The transcript is spliced from 5 exons.